AUGACAAUUUUAUCUGCAAUUACUUCAAUUUCAAGACCAAAUAAAAUUAGUAAAUCUGUUGUUUCAUCAAAUGGAGGUGCUUCAUUGUCGUUGAGUUCUAAUUCAGUUGCAUGUAUUACUGCUUGUGGAGGCUCAAGUUAUUCAUAUAGCUCAAGCUAUCAAAGUUCAGGUUCAGGUUUUUCUUAUAACUCAAGCUACUCAAGUUCAGUUGGUUAUAGUUCAUCUGUUGGAAUUGCAACUGGAAGCUGUCACUCACUAUGCCAUUAA
Dictyostelium discoideum AX4 is the source of this 267-nucleotide messenger RNA. Its product is annotated as hssA/2C/7E family protein. The transcript is spliced from 2 exons. The record is from RefSeq and is a predicted model, not a curated record. The coding region runs from base 1 to 267 and encodes 88 amino acids. Lineage: Eukaryota; Evosea; Eumycetozoa; Dictyosteliales; Dictyosteliaceae.